Thlaspi arvense is the source of this 921-nucleotide messenger RNA. Lineage: Eukaryota; Viridiplantae; Streptophyta; Magnoliopsida; Brassicales; Brassicaceae. The record is from the annotation of a GenBank genome assembly.
CUUACGUCUCUUUCGCCUUCUUCUUCUCCGAUGGCGUUGAUACAUGGUUCGAUUUCUGGGCCGUCUGCGGUUCGAUUGAGCUUUUCGAGCUCAAUGCCACCGUCGAGGGUCUCUGUCGUUGUUCCGACGGUGAAAAGUUGGAGGCGGAGAAGGGUUUUAAGAGCAAUGGUGCAGGAAGCAGCAGUUCAAGGAUCUCCUUCAGUUUACGCCAGAGAAAUGGAGCGCCUUUCUGCUAAGGAAUCGCUGCUUCUCGCCCUGAAGGAUGCUGGAGGCUUUGAGGCUUUAGUUACAGGGAAGACAACCAAUAUGCAGAGGAUCGAUGUGAAUGAGAGGAUAACGAGUCUAGAGCGGCUUAACCCUACUCCAAGACCAACCACGUCUCCUUGUUUCGAAGGCAGAUGGAGUUUCGAGUGGUUUGGGUCUGGAAGCCCUGGUUUACUCGCUGCUCGGGUUAUUUUCGAGAGGUUUCCAUCAACGUUGGCGAAUCUAUCAAGAAUGGAGAUACUGAUUAAGGAUUCUAACGCAAAGGCGACCGCAAAUAUCAAAUUGCUGAACUCGAUAGAAAGCAAGAUCGUUCUGUCGUCCAAAUUGACCGUUGAGGGACCUCUGAGACUGAAAGAAGAGUAUAUAGAAGGCAUGUUCGAGUCCCCAACGGUCAUUGAAGAAGCAGUUCCUGAACAGCUCAAAGGCGCAUUGGGUCAAGCCACCACAACGUUGCAGCAGCUUCCUGCUGUUAUCAAGGAUACUUUAGCCAGUGGUCUGAGAAUUCCCCUGAGUGGAUCCUUCGAAAGAUUCUUUAUGAUAUCUUAUCUGGACGAGGAGAUUCUCAUAGUAAGAGAUACUUCAGGAGUGCCUGAAGUUCUAACGAGGUUGGAAAAACCGUCAUCGAACGUUGUAGAAACUCUUGAAUACGAUAGUUAG